Molecule: messenger RNA, 1013 nt
Organism: Helianthus annuus (common sunflower)
Lineage: Eukaryota; Viridiplantae; Streptophyta; Magnoliopsida; Asterales; Asteraceae
Product: secoisolariciresinol dehydrogenase
Exons: 2
Coding region: 101-907 (268 amino acids)
Molecular function (GO): oxidoreductase activity
Source: RefSeq, a predicted model, not a curated record
UGGAUUUCUUUCCCAGUUGAUAGCAUUAAACUUAUUACAAGUAUCUACUAGCUUAGCAUUAAACUUGUUACAAGUAUCUACUAGCUUAGCAACCAAAACCAUGGCAAAUAUCCCUCAAAGGUUGGCGACAAAAGUAGCAUUUAUCACAGGCGGAGCUCAAGGGAUCGGAGAGAAAACAGCAAGGUUAUUCGUCAAACACGGAGCCAAAGUCGUCAUUGCUGAUAUCCAAGAUGAUUUAGGCCAAUCUGUUUGUGAAGAUAUCGGUCUUGACAAGGCUACAUUUAUCCACUGUGACGUGACUAUUGAAUCAGAUGUUGAAAAUGCCAUCAACUUAACACUUGCCAAAUAUGGUAAGUUAGACGUAAUGAUCAAUAAUGCAGCCACUAUAGAUGAACUAAGUCCCAAUAUUCUUGAUAACGAUCAAUCCGCUUUUGAACGUGUAAUGAGGGUGAAUGUAACCGGUGUGUUCUUAGGAACCAAGCAUGCAGCUCGAGCCAUGAUCCCAGCUUGUAGUGGCAGCAUCAUUAUGAUGGGAAGUAUUUCAGGUAGCAUUGGAGGGGUUAUUUCUCAUGCUUAUUCGAGUUCAAAGCAUGCGCUCGUGGGUCUCACUAAGAACACUGCAGCCGAGCUUGGCCAAUAUGGGAUUCGCGUUAAUUGCUUAUCGCCUCACUUUAUUCGUUCAGGUUCAGCCAUUAAAGUGACAAGUGAUCUUCCUGAGAAAUACUCGAAAGUUUAUUCAAACCUCAAAGGGGUAGCUCUUACUGAAGAUGAUGUUGCAGAAGCUGCUCUAUUUCUUGCUAGCGAUGAAGCGAGGUACAUAAGCGGGCAUAAUCUGGUACUUGAUGGAGGGUUUACUGUGAUUAAUCCGGCUUUUGGCCUAUUUGCACGAGCUACCCCUGUUGAAUAGCUCUAUGUUUUAGUUAAAAGAUCACUGUUUUAAGUUGCUUGUUCUGAUUGCAAUGUUACUUCUGUAACUUUGGAGUUUAUAAUAAGAGUAACUCAUUUGUCCUAAA